AUGUUGAUAUCACUUGAUGUUGGUUACAACAGGUUAUCAGGAGAACUACCCAAGUCUCUGAUUAACAGCACUCGUCUCCAGUUUCUGAACGUGGAAGAAAACAUAAUCACCGACACCUUUCCAGACUGGUUGAGAGUCUUGCCUAUUCUAGAGAUUCUUGUUCUUCGUGCCAACGAGUUCCACGGACCAAUAUCUUAUCUUGAAAGUUCUUUCAGUCCCCCCAAGCUGCGAAUCUUUGACAUUAAGAAAAAUAACUUCACUGGGGUCUUGCAAUCAGAUUUCUUUGCUGCUUGGAGCGCCAUGUCAUUACCGGUUGUGUACUUCGAAGGUGAUUCGCAGUAUAGGUUUUCAGGAGUUGGCAAACCACACUAUCAGGCGUCUGUGGCUCUGACAAAUAAAGGAUCGAAAAUGAAGCUGGUUGGGAGUGGUUUCACAAUCUACAAAACCAUCGAUAUCUCUAGAAACAGAUUCCAAGGAGGCAUUCUCAAAUCCAUCGGUUUACUGAAUGAACUGAUUGUGCUCAACAUGUCAAACAACGCUUUCACAGGCCCUAUUCCACCGUCUUUGUCAAACAUAACAAGUCUUCAGUCAUUGGAUCUGUCUCAAAAUGGAUUAUCCGCUAAAAUCCGACCGGAGCUCGGGAAACUCACUUUUCUGGCGUGGAUGAAUUUAUCAUACAACAGACUUGAAGGUCCAAUACCUCAAGGCACUCAAAUUCAAAGCCAGAAUAUUUCUUCAUUCGCUGAGAAUCCUGGGCUAUGCGGUGCUCCUCUUCAAAAAACUUGCAGUGGAGGAGAAGAAGCAAGAAAUCAAGAUGGAGAAAAGGAAGAAAAAUAUCAAGUAUUGAGCUGGACUGCAGCUGCAAUAACAUAUCUACCUGGUGUAUUCUGUUGA
Eruca vesicaria subsp. sativa (arugula) is the source of this 894-nucleotide messenger RNA. The record is from the annotation of a GenBank genome assembly. NCBI's taxonomy places the organism in Eukaryota, Viridiplantae, Streptophyta, Magnoliopsida, Brassicales, Brassicaceae.